AUGGGCCUCCCCGGGUUUGCAGGCGCUGAGGGCGCGUCUCGAGCCCCGGAGCUAUCCCAGCGCGGGAGUUUCGAGGGGAGCUCGGGGACAGUUACGGCGUCACGUGGGGAGGCCGCGCGGGGACAGGCGCUGGGGGCUCGAGUGCCCCGGGGGAAGCCGGUGCCAAAGAGCCGCAUACCCAGUGUCCCAGCCUGGGAGUUCCCUGGGGCUUUGCGGGGAGGGGAGCGCGCCCGCCCGCGCCCGCACAGGUGUCCCGGGGGCUGCGCCGAGGCCCUCGCGGGCAGGCGGGAGGGGCGGGCGCUCCAGUGCUCCGGGGCCCGCGGCCCGAGGGGAGGUUCCCGCGAGGUGGUUCUGGGCUCCUCCUCGGCGCUCAGGUUUCCUCUUCCCGCCCGCCGGCUGCCGGCUGCGGCGCCGCCUCCGUCCCCCUUCUCCCUCCCUCCCCGCGGCUGGGCCCGCUUUGCGGCCUCCUCCCGCUCGCUCUCUCCCUUCCCCUCGAGCCUCCGAGGAGCCCGCAGCCGCGGGGCGCCCGGGAAGAUGGCGGCGGCGGGAGGUGGCGGCGGCGAAGGGGGCGCGGCGGCGCCGGGGUCGGGGCCGCGCGGGCCGAGCCCCUUCGCCGAGGCGCGCGACGACGCCCGGGGCCCCGUACCCGCGGCGCUGCACCCGGAGGAGGUCGCCGCGCGGCUGCAGCGGAUGCGCCGGGAGCUUAGCAACCGCAGAAAAAUCCUGGUGAAGAACCUGCCCCAGGACAGCAGCUGCCAGGAAGUUCAUGAUUUAUUACAAGACUAUGAAUUAAAAUACUGUUAUGUGGACAGAAAUAAGCGAACAGCUUUUGUUACCUUAUUGAAUGGGGAACAAGCGCAGAAUGCAAUUCAGAUGUUUCAUCAAUAUUCUUUUCGAGGAAAAGACUUAGUAGUCCAGCUCCAGCCAACAGAUGCUUUGCUAUGUAUUACCAACUUGCCCACUUCUUUUACAUUAGAAGAGUUUGAAGAACUUGUUCGUGCUUAUGGAAAUGUUGAGAGAUGUUUUCUUGUCUACAGUGAAGUUACUGGCCGUUCCAAAGGCUAUGGAUUUGUAGAAUACAUGAAAAAGGACUUUGCUGCAAAGGCUCGAUUGGAGCUAUUGGGUAAACAGUUGGGAGCAUCGGCUGUCUUUGCCCAGUGGAUGGAUGUUAACCUAUUGGCCGCAGAGCUCAUUCAUUCUAAGUGCCUUUGUAUAGAUAAACUCCCUAGUGACUAUAGAGAUUCCGAGGAGCUGUUGCAGUUUUUUUCCAGUAUCCAUAAACCUGUGUUUUGCCAGCUUGCACAGGAUGAAGGUAGUUAUGUUGGUGGCUUUGCAGUGGUUGAAUAUAGCACUGCAGAGCAUGCUGAAGAGGUUCAACAAGCAGCUGAUGGUAUGACCAUCAAGGGAAGCAAAGUUCAAGUUUCCUUCUGUGCCCCGGGAGCACCAGGGCGAAGUACCUUAGCAGCUUUGAUAGCAGCUCAACGUGUGAGGCACAGUAAUCAAAAGGGCUUACUUCCAGAGCCAAAUCCAGUGCAAAUCAUGAAAAGUUUAAACAACCCUGCCAUGUUGCAAAUUCUUCUACAACCCCAGCUCUGCGGGCGGACUGUUAAACCAGUUCUUGGAACACCUCACAGCUUGCCGCAUCUGAUGAAUCCAUCCAUCUCCCCUGCAUUUUUACAUUUGAAUAAAGCACAUCAGAGCUCACUUAUGGGUAAUACUUCUAAUUUAUUUCUUCAGAAUCUUUCUCAUGUACCAGUGGUUCAGCAACAGUUAAUGAAGUUUGAGAAUAUACAUACUAAUAAUAAACCGGGCUUACUUGGAGAACCCCCAGCCAUGGUACUUCAGACUGCCGUAGGGAUAGGGUCACCGCUUCCAUUGAAAACAGAGUUGGGCCAUCUUGGAGAAGCACAUAAAACAGCAUCUAAUUUUAUUCCAACUCAAACAACUAUAGCAACUGGCAUGGGCAUACUACCAUUCCUUCCAAAUCAGCGCAUUGCUGGACAAGCUGGACCAGGGCACGGGAGCACGCAGGAGAAACAGCCAGCCUUGGUGGGAAUGGCAGAAGGAAGUCUCUCAGGGCCACAGACUUAUCUGCAGAGCUUUCCAAACCUUACGGGUGGAGGCUUACUCACAGGACAUCAUAAGCAACAGCAAAGUCAGCCAAAAGGCCUGGAGAUAAGUUCAGGGGCUGCCUCUAAGAAUCAGACUUCACUCUUGGGAGAGCCACCAAAAGAAAUCCGGCUCAGUAAAAACCCAUACUUGAACCUGGCAAGUGUGCUGCCCAGUGUGUGCUUACCAUCCCCUGCAAGUAAAACCACUGUACAGAAGACUGGAAUUGCAAGCAACAUUCUGGAUACAAUCUCUCAGGGAAAUGAAUCACAACACACAUUGGAGAAGUGCAUUGCUUAUUCUCAACCUUUUGGUGAUUAUGCACAGGUGUCAUCUUUAAGAAAUGAAAAGCGAGGCUCAUCAUAUCUCGUCUCUGCCCCAGAAGGUGGUUCAGUGGAAUUUGUUGACCAGCAUUCUCAGGGCACAGGAGCAUAUUACAUGGAAACCUACUUAAAAAAGAAGAGAGUGUACUGAGUUAAGUUCUCUCCUUAUAAACUCAUAAGGUUCUUUGCAGUAUCUCUGCUGUUCAUUGCUGCCUUAACUACAUUCAGACUAGCCAUAUCCUUUAAAUUACGGGUUUAUAACUUCCCAGAAUGAACUGUGUUGUGCAGCAGGCAGAAUUGCCAAAUAAAAAAAGUAAGUAGCAAUAAGAGACAGCAAUUGAGGACAUAUUCCACUAGAAUUAGAUACAUCUUAAUCAAUGUGCUAUUAAAUUACAGUCCAUUGGAGAAAUUAACAUAUCCUAAUACUCCUUGUUUAGGACUGGGAAUAAUUUUGACACCAUAUAUAGAAGUGUGAAGCAAUAAAAUGGGAAACAUUCUUGGUUUCCCGAGCCUUAGAAUAAAUUUCUGAUAAGCCAAUGUACAUUUCAAUUUACUUUAUCUGGAAAUAAUCUCAUUCACAAAUUUUUAGAACUUUUCCUAGAAUUAGAGUGCAAGUACAAAAUGCAGUGACUGGUAACGUUAUACUCCAAGUACAAACUUCAUUAUCACCCCCCUGUACCAGUCAUGCACUCUCACUCAAACACAGAGGCGACAUCCAAGGUAUAUACCACUACAGACGCUUUACGCUUAUAUAUUAUUUACCACUAAUACCUCUUGUGGGGGAAAAAGCUAUUUUUUUAAGUAGCUUUGGUGAUCUAGUAAUAAUUUCAGGGGUUGGCAAACUGCUCCCUGUGGUCAAAUUCAGUCCUCCACCUGUUUUUGUACUGCCUGCAAGCUAAGAAUGAUGUUUACAUUUUAAAAUGUUUGGAGGAAAAAAAAGUAUGACUUGAAAUUCAUAUUUCAGUGUCCAUACAUAAAAUUUUAUUCAAACACAACCAUGCUUAUUCACUUACAUAUCAUCUAUGGCUAAUUUUUGUGCUACAGUGGCAGAGCUGAGUAGCUGCAAAGCCUAAAAUAUUUACUAUCUGGCCCU
Dama dama (fallow deer) is the source of this 3525-nucleotide messenger RNA. RefSeq names its product ribonucleoprotein, PTB binding 2 (gene RAVER2). NCBI's taxonomy places the organism in Eukaryota, Metazoa, Chordata, Mammalia, Artiodactyla, Cervidae. The transcript has 12 exons. The coding region runs from base 1 to 2583 and encodes 860 amino acids. Gene Ontology annotation, cellular component: cytosol. The record is from RefSeq and is a predicted model, not a curated record. Gene Ontology annotation, molecular function: mRNA binding.